Molecule: messenger RNA, 6627 nt
Organism: Ooceraea biroi (clonal raider ant)
Lineage: Eukaryota; Metazoa; Arthropoda; Insecta; Hymenoptera; Formicidae
Gene: kcc
Product: solute carrier family 12 member kcc
Biological process (GO): chemical synaptic transmission; chloride ion homeostasis; potassium ion import across plasma membrane
Cellular component (GO): plasma membrane
Molecular function (GO): potassium:chloride symporter activity
Source: RefSeq, a predicted model, not a curated record
UCGGCGAAUGGGGAACGCGCACGCGACUAGCCGCGCGAACGAGCCGUUUCGCUCGCAACGAGAGCGUCACCCGUGCCCACGAUUGAGUUCCUUCGAUUCUGCAUCGUUUCCGUCGCCGAGUAGCGGGGCAGGAGAGGAACGACAGGGGGUGGACCGGCGAGAAUGGAGCGGUUUCGAGUGACGCCAACGGACAACGCUGUGCGCUACACGCGGCACUCGGCGACAGUACGCGAUUGCGACCAACCGCUUAAUGGUACACAAUUGGAGCAUCUGGUGACUGUAUCUACGAGUGCGUGCGAUGGAGGCGGCGCCGGCGGAGAUGGCGAUCCUAUCGUCAGCACCAAUUCCGAGAAGAAAUCCGGAUAUGAAACGAAUCUGUACCUCUACAAUGAGGAGAUGGAGGAUCGGCCACGGAUUUCAACGUUGCUCAACAACUUGGCCGAUUAUAGCAACACCAUCCCCGCUCCAACCGACCCGGAUAGACCGGCUGCAUCCGCAGGAGGUGGAGCACGGAUGGGUACGCUCAUAGGGGUCUAUUUGCCCUGCAUCCAGAACAUCUUUGGCGUGAUCCUCUUUAUCCGGUUGACAUGGGUAGUCGGCACGGCCGGCGCCGUUCAAGGCUUCUUCAUCGUGCUUUGCUGUUGUUGCGCGACGAUGCUGACAGCGAUUAGCAUGAGUGCCAUCGCCACUAACGGCAAGGUACCAGGUGGUGGUUCCUAUUUUAUGAUAUCGAGAAGUUUAGGACCUGAAUUUGGCGGCGCAGUGGGCAUGUUGUUUUACACCGGUACUACUUUAGCCGCUGCGAUGUACAUCAUCGGUGCCGUGGAGAUUGUUCUCACUUACAUGGCGCCGUCGCUCAGCAUAUUCGGUGACUUCACGAAGGAUGCCAAUAUUAUGUAUAACAACUUUCGAGUAUACGGCACUUGCUUGCUGAUGGUAAUGGGCUUGAUCGUCUUCGUGGGCGUGAAGUUCGUUAAUAAAUUUGCUACGGUGGCACUGGCCUGCGUCAUUUUCUCCAUCAUCGCUGUUUACGUGGGUCUCUUCGUGAACGUCAACGGCAACGAGUCCCUAAAAUUGUGCGUGCUCGGCAGAAGGCUAGUGAAGGACAUCAACGUUUUAACCGAUUGCAAUAAAAAUGUCAGCGGUGUGUUGCAUAAGCUUUAUUGCAGUAAUGGCACGAGAUGCGAUCCUUAUUACACCGAGAACAAUAUUACUAUCGUCAACGGCAUUCGCGGCUUAGCAAGCGGAGUAUUCUUAGAAAACAUAUGGAGCAGUUACCAAGAACAGGGUCAAUUAAUCGCUUAUGGAAGUGAUGCCAAGGAUAUUGAUGUCCUGUCAGGAUCGACGUACAAUCAGAUUCAAGUCGACCUUACGACAACUUUUACUAUUCUUAUCGGUAUAUUCUUUCCUUCUGUCACAGGCAUUAUGGCGGGCUCUAACCGAUCCGGUGAUCUGGCGGAUGCACAGAAAUCCAUCCCGAUCGGUACGAUCUGCGCCAUCUUAACGACCUCCACCGUCUAUCUCUCCAGUGUUCUCCUCUUCGCUGGUACUGUUGACAACCUGCUAUUACGCGACAAGUUCGGCCAAAGUAUCGGCGGUAGACUAGUGGUGGCAAAUAUGGCGUGGCCGAACCAGUGGGUGAUACUUAUCGGUUCAUUCCUGUCGACACUGGGUGCCGGCCUCCAGUCCUUGACCGGAGCACCGCGAUUACUGCAGGCGAUCGCCAAGGACGGCAUCAUCCCAUUUCUGGCGCCGUUCGCCGUGAGUUCGAGUCGGGGCGAGCCUACCCGCGCCCUGAUCGUCACUGUGAUGAUCUGCCAAUGUGGCAUCCUACUUGGCAAUGUGGAUUACCUGGCGCCGUUGUUGUCUAUGUUCUUCCUCAUGUGCUACGGUUUCGUAAAUCUCGCGUGCGCUCUGCAGACCCUGCUGCGCACCCCCAACUGGCGACCGCGUUUCAAAUACUAUCACUGGAUUCUAUCCUUCCUUGGUCUGUCGCUGUGCAUUGCCAUCAUGUUCAUGACCAGUUGGAUCUACGCACUGAUAGCGAUGGGUAUGGCUGGCUGCAUCUACAAGUACAUUGAAUAUCGCGGCGCCGAGAAAGAAUGGGGCGAUGGUAUCCGCGGUCUGGCGCUCUCUGCCGCUAGAUAUUCAUUGUUGCGACUUGAGGAGGGCCCGCCGCACACUAAGAACUGGCGCCCGCAGAUCCUGAUCCUCGCCAAGCUCACCGACGAUUUAACUCCCAAGUAUCGCAAACUCUUCGCCUUUGCCAGCCAACUCAAGGCCGGCAAGGGUCUUACGAUCACCGUCAGCUGCAUUGCUGGCGACUACGCACAGAACUCGGGUGAAGCGUUGGCGGCCAAGCAGAGCCUCAAGAAGACCGCGGCGGAAGAGAAGGUGAAGGGUUUCGUCGACGUUCUCGUGGCUAAAAACAUCGUUGACGGGCUGAGCUCAUUGGUGCAAACCACCGGGCUGGGCGGACUGAAACCCAACACGGUGAUACUAGGCUGGCCGUAUGGCUGGCGGCAGUCGGAGCAGGAAAGAACCUGGCGGGUAUUUCUUCAAACUGUCAGGAGCGUUACGGCUGCCAAAAUGGCAUUACUAGUGCCUAAGGGCAUCAAUUUCUUCCCGGAUUCCAGCGAAAAGAUUAUUGGUAACAUCGACGUUUGGUGGAUCGUGCAUGAUGGUGGUCUCCUGAUGCUGCUACCGUUUCUAUUGAAACAGCAUCGUACCUGGAAGAACUGCAAGAUGAGGAUCUUUACUGUUGCCCAGAUGGAGGAUAACUCGAUACAAAUGAAGAAGGAUCUGAAGAAGUUCUUGUACGACCUGAGAAUCGAAGCAGAAGUCGAAAUUGUCGAAAUGACAAAUACGGACAUCUCUGCGUAUACGUACGAGCGUACCCUGAUCAUGGAGCAAAGGAAUCAAAUGCUACGCGAGCUGCAGCUGAACAAGAAGCAGUCCUUAGGAGUGGUGCAGACAUUGGUGGACUUCAACGAGGUACCCGCUGAAGAAAAAUUACCUCUGGUACAGGCAAUCGUAGACCAUCACCACAAUGUGGACGCCAAAGUACCGACGAAGGUGAGAUUCCAAGAGCCGGGUGUGCAGAACACGAAUGUCACCGAUGACACGAAGGAGAAAUUGAUGCAAGAGACCGAUCUGAACAGCAAGGAGUUGGAAGCUACCGAAACAAACGAGAAAGAGGAGGAGGCGAAGGAGGAGAACAACGAUGAAGAGACAAACCUGAUCGGUGGCUCGCCUAAAGCAGAGAACAAAGAGAAUGCAGAGAAGGAAGCGAAGGAGAACAACUCGCCGGAGAACAGGAGUCAAAGUCAAAGUCCAGAAGUUAAGAAACCCCCGAUUACACCUGACGAGGGUGACGUGAAGCGUAUGCAUACGUCAUUGAAGUUGAACGAGGUGAUUCGCAAGAUGAGUAGCGAAGCUCAGUUGGUCAUUCUAAAUCUUCCUGGACCGCCACGGGACACGAGAAUGGAGCGCGAAUCGAGCUAUAUGGAGUUCCUCGAGGUGCUCACCGAGGGCUUGGAAAGAGUAUUGAUGGUACGGGGUAGCGGACGAGAGGUGAUCACUAUCUACUCGUGAACUGAAGCAACGGGAACUGAUGCCGCUGCCUUUCAGAAGCAGACCUCUAGUUUACUUCUCAGUGACCUAAACAACAUCACCCUAAGGAACACGCUACUAUUGUGCCAUUGUCUGCGCAGUCACUUGCGUCCUGCGCCCCGAGAAUCAUUAAGAAGAGAAGGAUGAGAACAGUGGUCGUUCACAUCGGACCGGAAGAACAAAGUUUUAUUGAAAUCGACUUAUCACACGGACCCCAACGACCGAGGAUGAAGCCAAAAAACGAUGCCAAAGGAUAAAUUUCCUUGAAGCGGUUUUCUGAAUGUCAAAAAAAACAAAAUGCGAUUUCGUGCGUCCGUUAUACAUGCAUACCAAAGCGGUGACUGCUCAAGUCAAACGCGAUGAUCUAUUUCUACUCGAUUAGGCUCGCUGGACUGCGUCGUUUACUUACUUUCCAAAGAUCCGGACAUCGGCAGCGAUGUCCGCGACACAAGUUCUCGAGUAAGCGUUACUUUCAUUCAAUUCCUUGCAAUCUACAGCUAAUACUACGUCUAAAGUGAAAAAGAAACUUUAAAAUAGACAAACGACAAAAGAGAGAGAGAGAGAGAGAGAAAAAAAAGAAUAUGAGAAUCAAAAUUUGGUCCGAGGCUAAGGUCGAAGCAUCUACGAAACCACUGCCAGACUACUUUCUAAAUGCUUCGCGUUUAACCAAAGACGCGAGAGGCUCAUUUUUCUACACGCAUUGUCGUUAAUAGGGAAAGAAUAAGAAUAGUAGAAACGUAUCUAUAAUUUUAUUGCUUGAUAGGUGAAUCUAGAGGGUAGCCUAGGGUAGCGCCGACUUUUAUUAUGAUUACGUAUGUGUAUUUGAUAAUAGAAAAAAAAAAAACAAACGGCGAGAGCACGUGGCGAGUAUUAUUGCAUUUUCUCCGGGGACCGCGGGGCCCCGCUCUCUUUUCCAGUCUCGCGCGGAAAAACUCUUCACACAGCAAGCAACGUACACGUUGUAUGUAUGUACAUGCAUAUACACACAUACUCAUGCGCGCGCGCGCGCGUGUGCACGCGUUUGUAUUGUAUUGUCUUUAAGGCCUACCGGUCCAAGAUACCACUACCACUUCUUGCUAAUCGAUAACACCAAGUGAAGUUGAAUCGCGUCGUCAGGAGCGUAACCCAAAAGACUCAAUGCCAAAACGCGCGUUCGGUCUUUACCGAAUCUCAUCGAAGGAUAUAUAUAUAAAUAGCUUUAGCAUAUUUAAAGUGACUCUAACUGCAUUAAGUGUCGUCGUGUGUUUGUCACAUUUCGCGCGUUGUCCUCGUUUCCGGCCGCGCUCCAUUUUAGACACUGUCUAAUAUACCUAGUUAAUCAGCGAGCGCGAGGUACAGGUACAAGUCGGUAGUUGCUUUUCUCAUUCCUUUCGGCGGUUUCGAAAUUGGCCUUUUUAUUAGAUUAUCGACGAGUCACCAAAUUGAAUCCGGCGCUGGUAGAAAAUGGAAUGGUUAAUUUAAUUUAAACCAGUGAGAUCCAAAUUGAUUCCAAUUUCUGUAAAUUAUUGAAGCGAUGUUACCUUCCACGCUCCAUUGAUCAAGAAAAGAAUUAUAUUUGGACCGCUUUUGUUCUUAAAGUGAUCACGUGGUUUAAAAAAUUUUUAAAGUAAAUUUUACUGGAGCCGAAUAACUUGUUUUUCCUUCGAACUUCGAAAUCGAUGAGUGAACAAUUUAAUGAAAGGAUGGGGAAAGGUAUAGGCCGCAGGACUUAUAACACGUUUGAGAUGUAAUAUUUAUCGAUAUAUUACUUAUAAUCAGUGUCUGUGAGCAAGUUAUAUUGUACUAAGGAUUACGCGGAUUACCGUACCGCAACUUGUCAAAUUUCUGAAAACGUUUCUGCUACUGGCGAAACGACCGAAGCGACAAGAGUUGACGGAUAUUUUGAUCAUGUACACAGGAUGCGCCAGAAUUACCGCGUCUUUUUUCAGUCACAAAUAUAUAGAUAGAAUGCAAAAAAAUUAUUUCAAAACUGGAAAAUCGAUGAUUUUCUCAAAAUGAUUUCAGAUUCAAAAUUUAGAAAAAUUUAAUUUAAGGAAAUAAACAAAACAAUCAUGAUUUCUGAAUUAUUUUUAUUUUCUUAUUUUAAUUUUAAAUAAAAUGCAUCAAGUAAAUUUUUAUCGAGGAAAGGUCGACAUCAUCAGAAACAGAUGGAAGCGCGAUAAUUCCGGGGCAUUUUUGCGUACAUAUAUGUACAUUCACAUUGUUCAUUGUAAAGUGCACGCAUUGUCCUGCAAUACCAGUAGCUAGAAAAGAUAAAGAGGUGGGAGAAAAAUGUGAAAGCGUUAAUAUUAUACUCUAUGAAAGUGUAUCGGACUAAGGACGGUCGAGCGCGAGCCGAUAUCGCCGCCGACCGGCUAAGUCUAGACAAAGAAAAAUCCAUUAACGGGAGAGAGAAGAGAAUCCUACAUCCGCACUGAGUUGUUUCACAUCUAUAUCCUUAUGACAUCGAAUGCGGAUUUGAAUCGUGUACUUUGAAAUCAGAAAAAAGGAAGCACAUGAGAGAGAGCAUUAAGCAUUCCCUGAUUGCACAAAAUAAUUGUUGGAGAGGUAGCCAAAAUGCUCGUUACGUCAGUUCGAUGCAAGCAAUACGUAUAUGUAUAUCUUCAUCGACUACAUCGUAACAGGCGAAAUAUCUAAAACAAAAUUAGAAUAUGUAAAGAUCUAAUACAUAUAUAAACACACACACACACAUACAUACAGUAUAUUAUUAUAUUUUCUUCCUCUACCUCUCUCUCUCUCUCCCUAUAUAUAUGUAUGUAUAUCUUUCUCGUCCACGAUGUUAGCGACAUGUAUUUUAUAAUUUUAUUACGUUACUUACCGAUUACAUAUAUUUUAUGUGUACUUAUCUUACUCGAUAGGCAUUGGCACUGCAUAGUUUAUACGAGACAUGUUGACAUUAUGAGAAAGUUUAUCAUGAUUACGAGUCGACUGUUGCCGAUAAAAGUCACCAAUAUAUAAUUCACACGUGUACAUAAAAGCGCAUAGAUAAAGAAGAAAGAGAAAUGUAAAAAAAAA